AAACCUGGUUUUAGAGUCAAAAGUGAAAGCAACCUUCUAAGCCUGUUUUGCUAGCCUUGGGGAGAAACAUUUUCCACCUCCCUCUCUGGGAAAAGGUGAGCCUGGGGAAAGGACUGGGAAAAAUCAGAGAAAGUAGGAAGAGAUUUGAUGAGUUAGAGAAGUCCACAGAGGUAACACUGGAAGAACUGGAGCUGGGAGCUGGGGGCUUGGAUUGUGGGAAGAAGGGUGAAUAGACUGAGAGAUUAAGCUACUUGCCUUGUAUCACAUAGCUAAUAAGUUCCUGCUCUAGGAUUUGAACCUGAUAAGGUACUAUCUAUUGCUGUUCCGAGUAAACAUGAGAGGAAGAAAAGUGGCAAAAGAUGAAGAAAAUGCCUAUGACUCAGAAGAGGAAAGGAAGUCCCUACAAGAGCCCAAGCUGAGGUUAAUACUGGUGGGGAAAACAGGCACUGGAAGAAGUGCAACAGGGAACAGCAUUCUUGGCGAGGAUGUGUUUGUAUCCAAGCUUGGGGCAAUGCCAGUGACCAAAAUCUGCAGCAAAGGGAGCCGGAGCUGGUAUAAAGGAAAGAUUGAAAUCAUUGAUACUCCUGAUAUCUUUAGCCUAGAAGCAUCUCCAGGUCUUAUUUCUCAAGAAAUCAUUCGAUGUUACCUCCUCUCCUCCCCCGGGCCCCAUGCACUAGUCCUGGUAACCCAGCUAGGUCGCUACACUAAGGAGGACCAGGACGCCAUGAAGAAGGUGAAGGAGAUCUUUGGGAAUAAAGUCAUAGAGCACACAGUGGUCAUCUUCACCCGCAAGGAGGAUCUUGAGAGUGAUUCCCUGAAGGAUUACCUCAGGUUCACAGAUAACAAGGCCCUGAAAGAGCUGGUUGCACAGUGUGGGGGCCGGGUCUGUGCCUUCAACAAUCGGGCCACGGGAAGGGAGCAGGAAGAGCAAGUGAAGAAACUAAUGGAUAUAGUGGAGAGUUUAGUACAGAAGAAAAGGGGUAUACAUUACACUAAUGAGGUUUACAGCUUAGUGGAAGAGCUCCAAGAGACCAGUUCAGAGGAGAAGUUCAGAAGAAUUGGGGAGAAACUGGCUAAGUUUAAGGAAAAGAAUAAGAGGGCCCAGAGAUCAAGGGCAGGAGUCUUCCUCAUUUUCAGAGUUUUGAAUGAAUCAAGAAAAUCUCAUCCUAUGCUAUGGAAAUUCAGCAUCAUUGUUACUAGUUUCUUUUUCCUGUGGCUAGUGACCCCCAGAGGUCUUUUUAAUAGCUUGUGGGACACCACCAGUCAGGAAUAGCUUGCUAUUAUCUUUAAUUGUCAUCAGGAAAAAUUGGUCAAGAACACUGCCUUCUGAAUAUCAUCAUCUCAUCUAUCUAUCAUCUUUUUGUAAGUCUAUCUAAAGUAUAGUAUGAAAAGUUUAAUUCAUGUCUCAUCUGCUUCAAGAAACCUUCCCAAUGCUGGGAAUUUAAUACAUUUAAAAUAGUAAUGGAUUUAUAGUCAAAUGAUUUAGGUUCAAAAUUUAGUUCUACCCCUCAUGAGCUCUCUGAAUUCUGACACAUCAUUUAAUUUCAAUGCAUUUCAAUUUCCUCAUCUGUCAAUUGAAGGGGUGGGAGGGCUAGAUGAUUUUUAAGGUCCUUCCCAACUCUAACCUAUGAAAUCCCUUCCCUGACUUCCUUUCAUACAUGGAUCUAGUUGCUGUUUUAUACUGCUUGGUUUCAUAGGCAUUUGAUCUUCAUAAUCCUCCAUUAGACUCUGCAAGGCUAUAGUUACAAUUGCCCACAUUUGUACAGAACUUAAAUGUUUCUCCACAACUCUUUGAGGCAAGUAAUGUAAGUAUAUCUAUAUAUAUCUAUAUAUCUAUAUCUAUAUCUAUAUCUAUCUAUAUAUAUAUAUAUGUAUAUAUAUAUUUUUUUUUAGAUGAGGAAAAUAACUUGGAGAAGUCAACUUGCUCCUAGUAACACAGAUGCAAAUGUUAGAGCCAGAUCUUCCAAUUUCAGACAUAGAGUGUUCUUUCUACUUUCCUACACUACUUCUCUAUUUUUUCACAGAUCCCAGGACAGGGUUAGGUAUGUAGGAGAUAGGCAGUAAACACUGGUUGGAUUUCACUAAAGUCUAUCAUUUCUAUAAAGGAAUAUACUAUGUAACCUAAAGUCUCUUAACUGACCGUUAUCAAAGGAAAUUGAUGAUUAUGAAUACAAAUCCCAUGUAAUUUAUAUUCAUCGAGAGUGAUUUAUGUAUCUAGCCAUGUAAACUUAGGGAUUCUUAUCCCAAUUCUGAUCCCAGUUUCACUAAUGAGCUAUUUCCCCAGAAGUGAGGGUAUCUAUGUCUCUUCCUCAGGAGUGGGAUCUCAAUCCUGAGGUAAUGAAAGAAUGUCUUUCUCUAAUAUUUUUUCCUCAAGCCCCCAUUCUGGUGUCUACUCACUAUCAAUUGCCAAUUAUAUUUAUUAUAUCUUUUUUUUUUAUUGAUCUCCUUUAGUGAUUGACACUUCAAUGGCAUGUAAUAAAUUAUUAGCAGUUAGCUUUUAGGAAGAGAUAUUUACUGAGAAGAUAUAGCAAGGGCAGAAGUUACAAGGACUUUAUGCCUAAUAAUGGGAUACACACUCUUAAAAUAGCUGUGUCCCUGUGGAGAAUGGAUUUAAUCCCAAAACAAUUUCUACCAAACAUUUUCAGUACUAAGUUCUCUUAUAAAUGUGGAAGGCAAUGGAAGAAUCAUGGUUAUUCCUUCUUUGCUGCAUUAGAUCAGCUGCUAUAUCAGGCAAGCACAUGUCACUCAGAUCCCUGAUCCUACCUCUUUCAGCUGUCAGCAAAAUGUGGCAUGUAUUCCAGCUCCAGUGUAAUGCUGGAGAAACUGAGCAAGACAGAAAUUAGAGACCAAUUUAAUAAUUUAUUAAAUGGAGAGAU
This is a messenger RNA of Sarcophilus harrisii (Tasmanian devil), 2876 nucleotides long. Its product is annotated as GTPase IMAP family member 1. The record is from RefSeq and is a predicted model, not a curated record. NCBI's taxonomy places the organism in Eukaryota, Metazoa, Chordata, Mammalia, Dasyuromorphia, Dasyuridae. The transcript has 4 exons. The coding region runs from base 335 to 1273 and encodes 312 amino acids. Gene Ontology annotation, cellular component: endoplasmic reticulum. Gene Ontology annotation, molecular function: GTP binding.